Molecule: messenger RNA, 4386 nt
Organism: Phytophthora nicotianae INRA-310
Lineage: Eukaryota; Oomycota; Peronosporomycetes; Peronosporales; Peronosporaceae
Exons: 1
Coding region: 78-4187 (1369 amino acids)
Biological process (GO): transmembrane transport
Cellular component (GO): membrane
Molecular function (GO): ATP hydrolysis activity; ATP binding; ABC-type transporter activity
Source: RefSeq, a predicted model, not a curated record
UUUGACACCAAUCACUCCUCAAUUUGCCUGAAACAACACACUUGGCACACCUGAUCCUUCACUGUAUUUGAUCUCCAAUGGUGGCAGACAAUUGGCCCGAUAUCAAGCACGACUACGUCAAAGCACCACCGACACCCGAUGCAGUAUCGAGCGAAUCGACCAAACCCGAGGUUGUACCGUUCAGCCAACAACCGAAUCCACUGGACCAUGCUUCGUUCAUCUCGAUCCUUUUGGCGCAAUGGGUCUACCCGAUGAUAUCAUUGGGCUCGAAGAAGAUCCUCGAGAUGGAAGACGUGUGGCCUCUUUGUCCCCGUGACUCUUGUCAGGCUGUGGAAGCUCGCUUUCGUCAAGUCUACGCACCUGAUAAACACCAUAUCUUUGGCGUUUCGCCCGUGGCAAUGGCGUUCGCGGUGGCAUUUCGGGCGGAAUUGACCGUUGUGUUAACGAGCUGCAUGUUGUACGUGGUGGCGUUGGGGAUGCAGUCGUACGUCGCCCAGGGGCUUCUGGAAUUCCUCAACAAUGAGGAGAAUAUCUUCCACAUCUCCAGUGGAUACUGGCUCAUGGCAAUGAUGACCGGCAGCUCUCUCGUUGCAGUAUUGUCACUGAACUACGUGUUCUUCUUGUCAGCACGUAUCGGUAUCAACAUGCGCUCUCUCACCAUGUCCCUUAUCUACGAUAAGGCCCUCAAGCUGUCGAGUGAAGCUCGCCAAGAGUAUACGACUGGCGAGAUUCUCACACUCAUGAGCGUCGAUACAGAACGCGUGUUCCACUUCGUGGCACAUGGUCCGUGGCUUGUCAUGGGGCCCCUUGGCUUUGCCAUCUCCAUUAUGCUUGUCGGUGUGCUCUUCGACUUCUAUUCUUCCAUUGCUGGAGCCCUGGUGCUUAUCGCGGUGAUGGCUCUAUCAGUGCAGCAAGGAGAUCGCAUCGCCAGACUGCAGAAACAACUACUCAAAGUCAUCGAUGAACGCGUCAAGGUUACGUCCGAAGCUCUGCAAGGUAUCCGCGUUAUGAAGUUCUAUGCGUGGGAGGAUUCUCUUGCUCAACGUGUGGACAAAUUACGAGUACGGGAAGUGGCUUUGUUACGUAAGUUCCACUUGUACCAGGUGAUCAAUACCGUCAUGCUGUUCGUCACACCGACGUAUCUGUCCGGUGUUACGUUGGGUCUGUACAUGCUCAUUCGGAACGAAAUCAGCGUCGUUCAGGCGUUUACGUUGAUCGCAAUGGUCAAUAUCUGCCGCACAGCCCUCAACCAGCUACCUCAGGCCAUUGGGGGCUACUCGAAGGCCAAAAUUUCGUUUGCGCGGAUCGACCAGUUCCUUCUGGCUAGUGAGAUCGUGACCCAAUCGCCCUUGCCGUCACCUUCGACAGAUACGUCCAUGACGACUCCUCUCAUAUCGGAGCCUCUCGCCGGUGGUGAAUUUGUCGGUAGGGGGUGCAUUUCGAUCCGCGACGCUAGUUUUCGUUGGCCUGGGACGUCUGCUGCAGAAGGAAUUGUUGUAGUUACACCGACGUUAGAUGACGACCAAAGCGGUAACGAUAUCGACGAGAUUGUCAAAAGUGCGGCUUUACCCGAUGAACAACAACCACAAGAAUUUCGACUGGAAGGUCUCAACUUGGAGAUCGAGCGUGGAGCUCUCGUUAUGGUGGUCGGUAGGGUUGGAUCCGGUAAAUCCAGUCUAGUCAACGCCAUCCUUGGAGAAAUGCCACGAACCUCCGGUGUACUCGAAAUCGGUGGACGCGUGGCGUAUGUUAGCCAAGACACCUGGAUCCGCAAUGCAACUCUGCGUGAUAACAUUCUCUUCGAGCAAGACUACGAUGCUGAACGAUACGAACAGGUACUGGAUGCGUCGCAACUGGCGAUGGACCUGAUGGCUCUACCCAAUGGAGACUCGACGGAGAUUGGUGAACGUGGCAUCAACUUGAGUGGCGGUCAGAAAGCUCGAGUGGCUAUCGCUCGUGCGAUGUACCGGGCAGGGACGGAUGUGCUGAUUUUGGAUGAUCCGUUGAGUGCUGUGGAUCCCCACGUAGCUCAUGCGAUUUUCGACAAGUGUAUCGUUGGUAUGGCUGGUGAUCAGACUCGGUUGCUGGUGUUGAAUAGCCACUACGACUUGCUGCCAAAUGCAGAUUAUAUCGUGGUGAUGAGUGAGGGUGUAAUUACCGCGGCUGGGACGUACACUGAUGUCGCGGCUCAGUUUCCUCAUCUUGGAUUGAAUAGCGACGUUCUAGUUGAUAACGAGAAGAAACCAGCGACAGAGAAUGUAGAAAAUGAUGACAUCGAGGCGAUCCUGGACCAUUCUAAAGAUCAGCAGGAACAGAUUGCUAUUGCGGAACCCACUGAGCCGAUGGAGGACAAGAGCAACGACGCAACCGCGGCGGGGAAGCUCGUUCAGGCAGAAGACCGAGUGAGAGGAACGGUGAGCACGCGGGUGUACAAGACGUACUUUGACGAGUCUGGGUUCAAUGGAAUUGUCGUCUUUGUCGUGCUUGUACUUGUGUACUGUAUCGGCCAAGCAAAUCGCACGGUCGUCGACUGGUGGCCUGGACACUGGGCUCGCACGCUCAAGCGUCAUGCGGAAGACUUAGCGUACUCAAACACGGGCCUGGGUAUGUGGUACCUUGGACUUAUCAUCCUGUGUUCGGUACUGACUUUGCUUCGAGCAUUGAUGAUGAUCGAAACGUGCGUUCGUACUUCGCAAAAUCUUCACGACGAGCUCUUUCGUCGGGUAUUGAACGCUCCAAUUACUCGGUACUUCGACGUGACCCCAAUGGGCCGUAUCCUCAAUCGCUUUUCAAACGAUCUGGACCAAAUGGACUCGAUUCUGCCACAAGAGUACCAAAUCCUCUUCCAAAAUGUGUCGAUGGCUCUCGGUUCUCUCGUAGUGUCAGCUUUCGCGUCGUACUGGAUCGGUGUAUCGUACAUUCCGAUCUUCUUCGUCUUCUUGUGGACUGGCGAACACUUCAAAAAGACAUCAUGUGAGAUCAAGAGACUGGAAGGCGUGACAAGGACACCAGUGUACAAUUUGUUCGGCGAAACGUUGUCCGGUUUGGCAACAAUCCGGGCUUUCCGGAUGGAAGACAAAUUCUCAGCACGGAACCGACAAGUCGUUGACACGAACACAAACUUGUACCUGACGUACUGGUGUUCGAGUCGCUGGUUGGCCACACGACUUGAUCUUCUCUCGGUGGUUAUUAUUUUCAUCGUCACGCUUUACCUCGUAGCAACGAAAGGACAAGUCGGGGCGAUGACUUCAGGUAUCUCACUCACGUAUUCACUCAUGUUGACAUCAGUGGUUCAGUGGGUCAUGCGUGCAGUGGAUCGUACAGAUAACGCUAUGACGAGUGUCGAGCGAUUGCUGUUCUUCCGUGGGAUCGAGAGUGAAGUCGACAUAGGCAAGACCGUUGAAGAUCUUCUUUCGCAAGAAAACCUAAUGGGCAAGGUGCAAGCAUGGCCAUCUCGUGGCAGUAUUCGAUUCGAUCAGCUUUGCUUGCGUUACCGACCGGAACUCCCGCUGGUACUCAAAGGUGUUGAUAUGAGCGUGGCUGCCGGUGAGAAAGUUGGUAUCUGUGGGCGCACCGGAGCUGGGAAAUCUUCACUUAUGGUUGCGCUCUUCCGUAUCUGCGACUUCGACAGCGGACGUGUAUUCAUCGACGAUGUUGAUAUCGCUACUAUUAACCUCCGUGAACUCCGACGUAGCCUCGCCAUCAUCCCGCAGGACCCCGUGCUCUUCAGCGGACCCCUUCGUGAAAACCUCGACCCGUUCCACGAGUACUCGGAUGAGCGUAUCUGGAACGUACUCAAACAGGUUCACAUGGCUGAUAGUCUGCGACGCUGGGGAGCUGGUCUCGACUUCGAGGUGGCAGAAGGUGGAGACAACCUGUCAGUGGGUCAACGUCAGCUCAUCUGUAUCGGUCGCGCACUGCUCAAGGACAGUAAGGUGGUGGUGCUGGACGAGGCCACGGCUAAUGUGGAUACAGCUACAGACGCACUCAUCCAGACGACCAUCAAGGAGACGUUCGAGGACAAGACGGUGCUGAUCAUCGCGCACCGCAUCAACACGAUCCUGUAUUGCGACAAGAUCGCCGUGAUGGACGCAGGUAGCGUGGCGGAGUUCGACUCUCCGUCGGUGCUGUUAGCACAGCCUCAGUCAGUGUUUGCAGCGCUUGCCAAGAAAUCGGGCACAGCUUAAUUAGGGAGCUGUAACGAAUUCAGUCAACAAUAGCUACCUGUCCGAUUAGAAAAGAGACCGUAGUGGGCCUUGAGGCUUCGUUACUUUACAUUGGAUACAUGUUAGCUGCGCCAUAUCGAUGACCGCGUGGCCGCGCGCAUAAUAAGAGUUUACCGAAUUGCGUCUAUUUCGCGUUUGCGUAAUAGUAUAUCUUGUAUCC